Messenger RNA from Chiloscyllium plagiosum (whitespotted bambooshark), 2897 nucleotides. The record is from RefSeq and is a predicted model, not a curated record. Lineage: Eukaryota; Metazoa; Chordata; Chondrichthyes; Orectolobiformes; Hemiscylliidae.
GAGACCCCUUUGUCUGAAUGCGGAUGUUGGGCCGUGAGAGCCUGAAGUUCCUGCUAUUCCUCUCUCUCUGAAUGAAGAUUGAGCUUCACUCCAAACUGCAACGUCUUUACUCUGUCCAACAUCUACCAGCUGAAGGUGGAAGUUUCAAAAUCAACAGCUUAUGCCCGAAACGUCGACUCUCCAGCUCCUCGGAUUCUGCUUGACCUGCCGUGCUUUUCCAGCACUACACUUUUUGACUGACUCUCCAGCGUCUGCAGUCUUCGCUUUCACGUCAAUGUUUGACAGUCACUCAAUCCAUAGGAACCACAACGAUGUUUGACAAUGCUUCUGUGAGAAUCAGCAACACUUUUGGUUUUCAGUAGAUUUUCAGUAUCAGUGGGACUGGAUGAGAGAGACUACUGUUGCAGUGCACUGUGUGUGGAGUUGGAAACAGUUAUACGGCCUGGAAAGAGGAAUUCAAAGUGGUGAGGGGCUGUACACACGUUUGUGUGCAGCUGAAGUUUCGGCCAUGGAGAAUCCUGAGGAAUCCCUCCCUGUGGAGAAACCGUGGAAGUGUGGUGACUGCGGGAAAGGCUUCCGUUUCCCGUCUGACCUGGAUGUUCAUCGGCGUGUUCACACCGGGGAGAGGCCAUUCUCCUGCCCCGAGUGCGGGAAGGGCUUUACCCGCUCUUCCCACCUGUUGGCCCACCAGUGGAUCCACACAGGGCAGAGGCCAUUCACCUGCCCCGAGUGCGAGAAGGGCUUUGCCCAAGCCUGCGCUGUCGUGGCUCACCAGCGGGUCCACACUGGGCUGAGACCCUUCCCCUGCCCUGAGUGUGGGAAGGCUUUCAGCAAAUCCUCUGACCUGCUGGUCCACCGGCGGUCCCACACGGGAGAGAGGCCCUUCAGCUGCCCCGAGUGCGGGAAGGCCUUCAGCAAUUCCUCCGCCCUGCUGAGGCACCAGCGGGUCCACACGGGGGAGAAGCCAUUCUCCUGCCCCGAGUGCGGGAAGAGCUUUAACCGCUCCUCCCACCUGCUGACCCACCGGCGGGUCCACACUGGGGAGAGGCCCUUCAACUGCCAGGAGUGUGGGAAGGCCUUCGGUGAUUCCUCUGCCCUGCUGAAGCACCAGCGGGUCCACACCGGGGAGAGGCCGUUUUCCUGCCCUGAGUGUGGGAAGGGCUUUAAACGCUCCUCCGACCUGCUAGCCCAUCGGCGGGUCCACACUGGAGAGAGGCCCUACAGUUGCCCAGAGUGCGGGAAGGGCUUCACCCAGGCCUCCAACCUGCUGACCCACCAGCGGGUCCAUACACAGGAGAGGCCCUUCAGCUGUCCCGAGUGUGGGAAGGCCUUCAGCAUUUAUUCCAACCUGCUGAUGCACCAGCGGGUCCACACCGGGGAAAGGCCAUUUGCCUGCCCCAAGUGCGGGCGGAGGUUCACAUGGUUGAGUAACUUGCAGAGGCACCAGCGGGGACACAACGGGGAGAGGCCGUUCACUUGCCCUGAGUGUGGGAAGGGCUUCAGUCAUGUGGGCAACCUGCAGAAGCACCAGUGGGUCCACACAGGGGAGAAGCCGUUCACACACUCAGCACAUGGGAAGAGAUUUGCUUUGAAUUCUUUUACCCUUCUGAUCCACCAACGGGUCCAUACCGGCGAGAGGCCAUUCACCUGCUCUCAGUGCAGGAAGGGCUUCACCCACUCCUCCCACCUGAGGAGCCACCAACGCGUUCACACCGGGGAGAGGCCAUUCUCCUGCACCGACUGUGGGAAGGGAUUCAGUUGGCUGUGCAACCUGUUGGCACACCAGCGAGUUCACACUGGGGAGAGGCCAUUCACCUGCUCCAUGUGCGGGCAGGGAUUCAGUCGGAUGGGCAACCUGCAGACGCACGAGCGGGUCCACACGGGAGAGAAGCCGUUCACGUGCCCCGUGUGUGGGAGGGGGUUUGCUCAGUCAUCUACCCUGCUGGUCCACAAGCGGGUCCACACGGGGGAGAGGCCAUUCACCUGUUCAGUGUGCGGAAAGGGAUUCAGUCGGAUGGGCAACCUGCAGACACAUGAGCGGGUCCAUACGGGGGAGAAGCCAUUCACGUGCCCCGUGUGCAGGAGAGGCUUCAGUCAUGUGGGCAACUUGCGGCAGCAUGAGCGGGUCCACACUGGGGAGAGGCCAUUCACCUGCUCAGAGUGCGGGAAGGGAUUCAUCGAUUCCUCUGGCCUGCUGACCCACCAGCGGGUCCACACCGGAAACAACCUGCUCACCUGCUCUCUGUGCGGGAAGGGCUUCACCAGCUCCUCCCACCUGCGGAGGCACCAGCGAGUACACGUGCCAUCGCAGGGGAAUUGAAGGAACAGUGGCCGAGUGCCAUUAUCAGCUGGACUAUCGACCCAGUUCUGGAGACUCCUGGGUUCAAAUCCCGCCGUGGCAGGUGGCGGAAUUGGAAUUUGGUCAGAAAUCUGGAAUUCAGAAUCUAAUGAUGAAACAGUUUUCAGGGCAAAAACGAAAAUCCCCAUCUGAUUCACUCAUGUCCUUUUCAGGGAAGGAAACUGCUGUUGUGAGAAAGGAUUCACUUGGUCAUCCCAGCUGCAUCCUUUACCCGGUGUGGCCUACACGUGACCCCAGACCCACAGCCAUGUGGCUGACUCUUGACUGCCCUCCCUCAUGCCUGGGAAAUGAGUGGGGAGAAAUUUACUUGGACAUAGAGAAUAGGUUGAAAUUGCUGAGUGAGGCAAUACUUCCUGUGGGUUAAGGCUGUACCAAGGAUCCAAUUACAAAGGGACAACCAAUAGUAAAGAAAAUAGGGGAUGGGGAGUGUGUGUGCUUUGACCUUGAGCUGUUUUAAAAUGAAAUAAGCUACUUUUCAUAUGCCUUUUUGCUGGGGAAAUCUGAAGCUGUAACAAAGUUGGGUCACAAUAAAGGUUAC